Messenger RNA from Aspergillus fijiensis CBS 313.89, 1011 nucleotides. It is a transcript of the gene gpdA, whose product is annotated as glyceraldehyde 3-phosphate dehydrogenase GpdA. NCBI's taxonomy places the organism in Eukaryota, Fungi, Ascomycota, Eurotiomycetes, Eurotiales, Aspergillaceae. The record is from RefSeq and is a predicted model, not a curated record. Gene Ontology annotation, biological process: glucose metabolic process. The transcript has 7 exons. The coding region runs from base 1 to 1011 and encodes 336 amino acids. Gene Ontology annotation, molecular function: NADP binding; NAD binding; oxidoreductase activity, acting on the aldehyde or oxo group of donors, NAD or NADP as acceptor.
AUGGCUCCCAAGGUCGGUAUCAACGGCUUCGGUCGUAUUGGACGUAUUGUCUUCCGUAACGCCAUCAACUCUGGUGACGUCGAGGUUGUUGCCGUCAACGACCCCUUCAUUGAGACCCACUAUGCUGCCUACAUGCUCAAGUACGACAGCACCCACGGCAAGUUCAACGGUACCAUCGAGACCUACGAGCAGGGCCUCGUUGUCAACGGCAAGAAGAUCCGCUUCUUCGCUGAGCGUGACCCCGCUGCCAUCCCCUGGGGUCAGGAGGGUGCCGACUACGUUGUCGAGUCCACCGGUGUCUUCACCACCCAGGAGAAGGCCUCUGCUCACUUGAAGGGUGGUGCCAAGAAGGUCAUCAUCUCUGCUCCCUCUGCCGAUGCCCCCAUGUUCGUCAUGGGUGUCAACAACACCGAGUACAAGAAGGACAUCAACGUUCUCUCCAACGCCUCUUGCACCACCAACUGCCUUGCUCCCCUCGCCAAGGUCAUCAACGACAAGUUCGGUAUCGUUGAGGGUCUCAUGACCACCGUCCACUCCUACACCGCCACCCAGAAGGUUGUCGAUGCCCCCUCCAGCAAGGACUGGAGAGGUGGCCGUACUGCUGCCCAGAACAUCAUCCCCAGCUCCACUGGUGCUGCUAAGGCUGUCGGCAAGGUCAUUCCUUCCCUCAACGGCAAGCUCACCGGUAUGGCCAUGCGUGUCCCCACCGCCAACGUUUCCGUUGUCGACUUGACCUGCCGUCUCGAGAAGUCUGCCACCUACGACGAGAUCAAGCAGACCCUCAAGGCUGCCUCUGAGGGCGAGCUCAAGGGUGUUCUCGGCUACACUGAGGACGACAUUGUCUCCUCCGACCUGAACGGUGACAGCCACUCCUCCAUCUUCGAUGCCAAGGCCGGUAUCGCCCUCAACCCCAACUUCGUCAAGCUCGUCUCCUGGUACGACAACGAGUGGGGUUACUCCCGCCGUGUUGUUGACCUCAUUGCCUACAUCGCCAAGGUCGACAGCCAGUAG